AUGUCCAUAUAUGCAAUCAUCUGAUUCUAAUUAGGCGGAUCUCUUUCAGCCUAUCCUAGAAUCGUCGAGCGUGCGUCGAGCUUCUUGUUGGAGGGUUUAGACAGUCGAGCUUCCAAUCAGAACCUCCUCAAGAAGAGGGUCUACUCUCGGUUUAACUGACACAAACUCAUCGCACCGACUUACUGCAAUAGCGGCAUUCCAUGGCGUCCCUUUUCACCGGGUCGUUCCUGCAUCCAAACACCACCGCUGAGCUGGCAGCUCAAGCAAGGCAGCUCCUGGAGCCGUAUCAUGACGGGAUUCGAAAAGUUGGGCGAUCAUACAGCAUGGUGCCCCUUCCCUACAUGCUCGCAAUGCACUCCCUCUUCGUGUCUUCCUUCUUCCGAGGGGCUUUCAACCAGUACUGGCUCAUCGGAUAUUGGAUGGCAUUCUGCGCCGGCUUUGGCGGGGGCACUCUGUCCAGUCUCUUUCUGGCGGAGCUCCCAGUAUGGCUUCAAUAUGACUUCAUUCUGGUUAUAUUCUCGGUCUGCUGGUACCUAAUGAUAUACUGCCCUGGGGACCUCGUAUUCAAGCUCUACAACAACCUUCCAGCAAGGGCCGCUUGCCGUGUCGCUUCGUCCGUCCUGAAAGCGCACACGAUCGCAGCCGGCGUGACUCACGCCGUCAAAGUCUGCGCCCCAGGAGUCGUUGUUUCGCCCCUCUUACUGGGCACUUUGGGGGGCUGCGGCGGCGUUUAUCUGACGGACAUUGUGUUGUAUAACAUGGGUUUACGGAAGCCGAUGGAGUUCUCCUAUCCGACCUGGAACACGUGGUCGUCUUUCGUGAUCGCCUUUCUGUACCUCUCGACCGUCCACUGGCUCCCUAUUCUGCCCCAAGACGUGGCCGAAGCCCUUGGCAUCACUUUCCUGGUGGCCCAAGCGCUCGCUUCGGAGUUCACGGGACUGCCCCUGGAUUGCACCGCCCCGAUCGACUACGUCUUCCACGUGGUGACGGGGAUCCCUCGUCCUGCCGACGUUCUGAAGGGCGCCGAAAAGUCUGCCGCCAAAGCGCCUCCCACCGUUGGACAGAAGAAGAAGGCCAUGUGACACGUGGCGCACAAACACGGGCUGAGAUGCGAUCCUGAUGUAGCUAAGGCGAUCGCCCUCCGGCCAUCAGGAGGUGUUAGUUAACCCGAUUCCAAGGAAGGAAAAACAUCUCAGGAC
This is a messenger RNA of Klebsormidium nitens, 1199 nucleotides long. The record is from the annotation of a GenBank genome assembly. NCBI's taxonomy places the organism in Eukaryota, Viridiplantae, Streptophyta, Klebsormidiophyceae, Klebsormidiales, Klebsormidiaceae.